GAUGUAAAUGAGACUUAAUGUUUAAAGCUUGUAUUCACAAUAUUAGAAAUCGAUCCUAUAUUUCGAACGGAGGAAAAAUUGAUCACAUCGCUCAUUGACUCAAUCGCAUUGAGUAUUGAUCAAUUGAUCGAAAUGCCAUUAAUAUUGAUCAAUUUUUUUCUCUGUCCAAGAUCUUAAAUUGAUUUCUAGUAUCAUAAAUACAAAACUUAACUGACCAAUUGGCAACGUAGCGACAAUCAUAUCAUAAUGUAUUUGUACAUGCGUAGAAUGCUCUGAUGAGAUUUUUAUCGCACGAUCUCUCAAGUGGAUUAUGGUUAUGAUACGAUUACAUGAUCGCCACAACAUGGUGUAUAUGUAUAUCGGUCGUAAUGAUGUUCUUUUAGUAUUUAUUUAAUACAGGAAAGGAAAUUGUAGAAGAAAAAAAAAAAGAAUGUUGGGUAUAUUGUGCGGUCGUCUGCUACGCGAAAUGCCGUACGACAAGAAGCUGUGGAAUACAAUGAGGAACAUGUACAGCAGCAGUGUAACAAGACAAUUAAUUUUAUCUAAUAGAUUCCACGUUGUCGGCCGUAAUUCUAUGUUUCCUCUUCUCGGCGUCAGGUGUUGCAGUGGCAAUGUAAUUGAUCGUGCUCAGAAAAAGAAGAAUGUGCCACAAUCCAAGUCUGUUGUGCCGCCAGUGAAAUUUGAAUCAGUUGUUACUGGAUUAACUGGAGCAAAACCUGGCCAACAAAAAAGAAAUUGUUUCCAUCCUGGUGUCUCUGGUCUGAACAGAGAUGCGCUUGAUUUACAUAAUAAAUCAUCAGUGACUAGUACGGAUAUGUUAAAAGCCAUGCUCAGAUAUAUUUGGCCAGAAGAUGAUCCAGAAAUACGGAAACGAGUGAAAAUAGCAGUAGGUUUACUCGUGGGCGCUAAAGUCUUAAAUGUUCUUGUACCAUUUAUUUUCAAAUAUGCGGUAGAUAUUUUAAAUGUCCAUACUGCAACAAUGGGUGGUGGUGCUGUAAUGGAUUUAACAACCGCACCUGCAACAGUUGCGACUGUAGCAACAUCGCUACUUGUAGGAUAUGGAAUAGCACGGGCUGGAGCUGCUGGUUUCAGUGAACUUAGAAAUGCGGUUUUUGCGAAAGUCGCACAGCACUCCAUCCGUAAAAUAGCAAAAAAUGUAUUUAUACAUUUGCAUAAUCUUGAUAUGGCUUUUCAUUUAAAUAGACAGACCGGUGCUUUAUCGAAGACAAUCGAUCGUGGCAGCCGCGGUAUUAAUUUUGUUUUAAAUGCAAUGGUAUUUAAUAUUGUGCCUACAGUAUUUGAGCUAGCAUUAGUUAGUGCAAUUUUGGGGAUAAAAUGUGGACCGGAAUACUCAGCCGUAGCAUUAGGUUGCGUCGGUAUUUAUACCGUGUUCACAUUGGCUGUUACACAGUGGCGUACCAAAUUUAGAAUACGUAUGAAUAAAGCGGAAAAUGAAGCAGGCAAUAAAGCAAUAGAUUCGCUCAUCAAUUACGAAACAGUAAAGUAUUUUAACAAUGAGAAAUUUGAAGCAGAAAGAUACGAUGAAUCUUUAAAAAAAUACGAAACAUCAUCUCUCAAAACUAGCACGAGCUUAGCGAUGUUGAAUUUUGGACAAAAUGCUAUAUUCAGUAGUGCGCUGAGUCUUAUUAUGGUACUGGCAGCACAAAAUAUAGUAAAUGGUACUAUGACUGUCGGUGAUUUAGUUAUGGUGAACGCCUUAUUAUUCCAACUUUCAGUUCCUCUAGGCUUCUUAGGCUCUGUUUAUCGAGAAGUAAGACAAGCUUUUAUUGACAUGCAAAUCAUGUUUACUCUUAUGACAACAGACACUGCAAUCAAAUCAAAAGAAAAUGCAUUAAGAUUUUACGUGACACCAGAUUCAUCGGAAAUACAAUUUAGGAACGUAAAUUUUCAAUAUGUUGAAGGGAAACCUAUUUUUAAAGAUAUAUCUUUCACUAUACCUAGUGGCAAGAAGAUUGCUAUUGUUGGAGGAUCUGGUUGUGGCAAAACUACAAUCGUAAGAUUGCUGUAUAGAUUUUUUGAACCACAAAGUGGUGAUAUUUACAUUAAUGGUCAUAACAUUCGAGAUGUCGAUUUAGAGGAUCUUAGACAUUGCAUUUCAAUUGUGCCACAGGAUACAGUACUUUUUCACGAAAGUAUAUUUUAUAAUUUGCACUAUGGUAAUUUGAAAAAAUCGCGCGACGAAGUUUUCGAAGUUGCAAAGAUGGCAAAUCUUCAUGAUUCUAUAUUGAAUUGGCCGCAAGGAUAUGACACGCCUGUAGGAGAACGCGGCUUGAAAUUAAGCGGAGGAGAAAAACAGAGAGUUGCAAUUGCUAGAGCAAUUUUGAAAGACAGUCCUAUAUUGAUCUUUGAUGAGGCUACUUCCUCAUUGGAUUCUAUUACGGAACAUAAUAUACUUGAUGCUCUGCAUAAAGCAACAGAGAAACGGACUUCGAUAGUGAUCGCACAUCGUUUAUUAACAGUUAUGGAUGCUGACGAUAUACUUGUUCUAGAUCAGGGUAAUUUAGUUGAAAGAGGUACACACGAAUCGUUGUUAUCUAUACCAAAUUCUCUGUAUAGCAAGUUGUGGGAAACUCAAUACUUAGGUAUGAGAAAACAUCAAGAACAAAAAGAGAAGAAUCAAGCUGAACAGCUUAAUUAAAAAUAAUAUAAUCUAGGUAAAAAUAAUAUUUAUCAUGUGACACUGAAUGAAAGUCUUAGUCUUUUUAGAAAUUAACUAUCUUAUCUUUCAUAAUGAGAAACAAAUUUAACAAAUGUAUAAGAUAUUCAAAGUAAUUUUAAAUAAUAAUAAAAUAUUACAAUGCUGUGAAAUGUAAGAUAGAAACAUAAGAUUAAAGUCAUAUUUGUUAUAAGUAUGUAUAUAACUCAGUGUAUAUACAAACAUUAAAUAAUAAUAAACAAAUGUUGCAUUUG
This is a messenger RNA of Pogonomyrmex barbatus (red harvester ant), 2931 nucleotides long. It is a transcript of the gene ABCB7, whose product is annotated as ATP binding cassette subfamily B member 7. Gene Ontology annotation, molecular function: ATP hydrolysis activity; ABC-type transporter activity; ATP binding. Lineage: Eukaryota; Metazoa; Arthropoda; Insecta; Hymenoptera; Formicidae. Gene Ontology annotation, cellular component: mitochondrial inner membrane. Gene Ontology annotation, biological process: intracellular iron ion homeostasis; transmembrane transport. The record is from RefSeq and is a predicted model, not a curated record.